Messenger RNA from Bactrocera neohumeralis, 1072 nucleotides. RefSeq lists its product as uncharacterized. The coding region runs from base 147 to 674 and encodes 175 amino acids. The transcript has 2 exons. The record is from RefSeq and is a predicted model, not a curated record. Lineage: Eukaryota; Metazoa; Arthropoda; Insecta; Diptera; Tephritidae.
UGGUAGCGUUCUUUCCGAGAAGUGCAGAGGAUAGCUACGACUUCGUGCUUAGUCUGGUGAGGAACCAGAACGAAGGUUUAAGUACCUCGGCGUGGAAAGUCGUAGCAAGCAGUGUUGUGGGUUCCGGGUGGAACCUCAACAUCACGAUGGACGACGAGUCCUACAAGUUUAUAAGGCUGAAGGGAUUCAAACUGAAUUUCCGCUUCGGCAAGAUUGUGAUGCGGCCAUGGAGGCCCAAGGCUGCGUCCACGAGCCAAGAGGCCAAGACGGGGAUGAACGUAGCACCAGCUCCUCCCGUAGCUCGCCCAGCGGCGCAUGAGGCGACUGCAGCUGUGGCUUCGGGUAAGGACAGCGAAUCCCCCAGCGAACCCAUCUCGGCUGGGCAGGUUGCGACCGCCGCCGCGGAUGCAGAUGAGAGCAACGGGCAGGAAGGAAAGGUGUCAUUCACCCAGGAGCAGGAGGCGACUGCAUCUGUGGUUUCGGGGGAGGAUAGCGAAUCCCCCAGCGGACUCAUCUCGGCUGGGCAGGUUGCGACCACCGCCGCGGAUGCAGACGAGAGCAACGGGCAAGAAGAAAAGAUGCCAUCCACCCAGGAGCUUCUGGAAGGGUUGGAGAUGCAGGUCGAUGAAGGGGACGAAGACGGGGACCUGUCUCUCUUAGAACGGAUUCUGUAGGCUCCAGCACCGGCAUAGAAGUGGCCCAGGUGAACCUACAUCACGCAUCGGCAGCCUCGGCAGUCAUCGUGAAGAGGUUCAUCUCGGAUAACCUGGGCAUCCUUCUAAUCCAGGAACCUUGGGUGUUCAAAGGAGAGGUAAGAGGCCUCAACAUGAGAAGGAGCAAGAGUUUCUAACGCAAGACCUGGUGGCGGUGCAAGUGAAGGACAAGGAAGGAUCGGACUUCGUCCUUGCAUCCGCAUACUUUCCGGGAGAGUCAGCCACAGCACCCCCCCCAUCGAUACUUGGUCUGGUGGAGUAUUGUAAAUCCAACAAUCUCCCCCUGACCAUAGGAUGUGACGCAAAUGCUCAUCACACGGAAUGGGGUAGCACGAACUGCAACAUGAGGGGUGAGUCAC